AUGGCUGCGGCCGCGGUUUCGACAUUCUCCCCAUUAGGGUGGGCAGAAGGCGCAUACCGAUGGACGUCAAUCCAGCAAUCGACGACUGGCUGGGCUGAGGAUGAUGUGCGCAUCCGCUUGCGCUUGAUCGCUCGCGCUUGGGAAUUCGCUUCACACAAUGCUCAGAUUUCAUCCCAUCGUCAACCUCUCAAAACCACAUGCACCAUUUCAACUCCGUUGAAAGCACCAGAAUGCGGCCCGCGAUGGUUGCGACGAUUUGAGCCGCCCUCGGAACCGUCUGAGCCGUUAGAGCAUGUCAUGGACCCGACAAAUACUGGUGGUCUUACAAGUCGACGACCAUCGGACUCUUCCUUCUUCACCCAUCCCCAGUCUUUGAACACUGAACAGCGACAACGGCGUAACGGCAACGCCAUAUUCAGCGAUCCCACACAUAACUUUCUCAUUGACUUUGGCUCCGAGGAAGGAUUCAUGCAAGCAGCGAAGAAGAAGAAGAAGGCGCCAGCCAAGGCUCCGGCCGCCAACAAUAAUAACAACGAUGACGACGGCUCGAAGAAAGAGGACGAAGGCGCUGGCGAUGGAGGCGAUCAAGGCGGUGACGCAGGUAACGACGGUGGUGCCGCGGGCGACGGCGAUGCGGGCGACAAGGAGACAUCACCACCGGCAGACGAUCCGCCCCCAGAAGAUGACUGGGGCCUCACAGCCACGAAGUCUAAGAAAAAGGGUAAAAAGGGCGACGAAGCGGCACCUGAUUCGUUCGAUGAAAUCAAACUGGACGACAUUAGCGGCGGCAACGAAACGCUCGACAUCAAUUUCGGCACAACGGACACCAAGAAGUCAGGGUUUAAUUGGGGUUUGGGUACAAAUUGGACAACAGGCACGGGUCUAGGGAACACGUGGGAUUGGUCUGGAGCUAACAAGAAUGCAGCCGCGACCACGCCAGCAGAACCAAAGGAAGAGAUUGAUUCGAAUCCGUGGGGCAUUAACCGCGGGAAGCCGAAGAAGAAAAGCACGACGCUCGGGUUCAGCUUCGGCGACGAAACACCCGCUGACCCGGAACCAAUUCCCGACCCACCGCAAGAAGAGGAGAAGAAAGAUGACCACUGGGGCUUCGGCACUGUGACUUCCAAGAAGGACAAGAAGAAGAAGAAGGGCAGUAUCUGGGAUGCGCCGGUGGAAGAGGAGACGGCUCCUGAACUAUCCAAGGAGGAAGCACCUGCAGACGACCCAUGGGGUUCGUGGGGUACCACCACCAAGAAGAAAGGCAAGAAGGAGUCCGAACUAGAUCCGCCCAAAGAGGAGCUGAAGGAUGAUAUCUGGGAUACCUGGGGACUUGGUAAGAAGAAGAAUAAGGAGGAGCCGGUGUCUGAGCCUGUGCCUGAGCCGGUUCCCGAUCCGCCAGCUGCCCAAGAGGAUCCUUGGAGUUGGGGAACAUCAUCGGGAAAGAAGAAGAAAAAAGGCCUAGUCGACCCGGAACCAGAUCCCCUACCGUCGGUGGAACCCGAACCGGAACCCGCGCCAGCGCCGGAGCCGGAGCCGGAGCCGGAGCCUGUCGAUCCUUUCGCGGGCAUGACCAAUUCACAGAAGAAAAAGAAGAAGAAGGAGAUGGCCGCGGCGGCCGCCGCCGCCGAGGUCGAAGCUGCUAAAGCCGCUGAAGCCGCCGCUGCUGCUGAAGCAGAGGCUGCCGCCGCCGCCGCAGCUGAAGAGGCAGUCCGUAAGGAAGAGGAGGAGCGACUAGCAAAGGAGGCUGAAGAACAAGCAGCCAAAGAAGCAGCAGAGGCUGAAGAGGCAGCGAAGGCAGCAGAAGCUGCUAAGGCAGCAGCAGCUGUAGACGACUUUGGAUGGGGUGUCACAACCAAGGCCAGCAAGAAGAAAAAGAAGGGCAAAGCUGACCCAGAGCCCGAACCUGUUCCUCCUCCACCGCCUCCCGUUCCUGAGCCGGAGCCGGAGCCGGAGCCGGAGAAGAAGGACGAUCCAUGGGGCUUCGGUACUUUCACUUCCAAGAAGGACAAAAAGAAGAAGAAGGGACUGCUUGCCGAUCCUGAGCCUCCUAAGGAACCGGAACCUGAACCGGAGCCAGUGCCAGAACCGGAGCCUGAACCGGAACCGGAGAAGCCAGCAGAAGAUGACUUCUGGGCCAGCAUAGGAGGAUCUUCCAAGAAAGACAAGAAGAAGAAGAAGGGCAAGAUUGCCGAUCCCGAGCCGGAACCCAUUCCAGAACCUGCCCCCGACCCCCCUGCUGCUGAUCCAGAGCCAGAACCACCGGUGGAAGACGACUGGGCGAGCUUCGGCCUUUCUGAGAAGGAAAAGAAGAAGAAGAAGAAGGGUAAAGUGGCGGAUCCCGAACCUGAACCGGAGCCUGUACCUGAUCACCCUCCCGAGGAAGCGGAGGCAGAACCAGAAAAGAAGGAAGACGAUGACUUCUGGGCGUCUGCUACUGGUUCGAAAAAGGACAAGAAGAAGAAGAAGGAGCCCGAAGCUGAAAAAUCUAAAGAAGACUCUUGGGGUAUCUGGGGUCUUUCUUCCAAGAAGGAUAAGGAUAAGGAUAAGGAGAAGGAGAAAGAGAAGGAGAAGAAGAAGAAGAGUAAGGAAGCCGACGAACCCAAGGCUGAAGCAGCCGAAGAGGAUGACUGGGCCGGUUUGAGCAAGUCAGACAAGAAGAAGAAGAAGAAAGACGCCAUGGCCCUGGUUGAGUUCGGCGGUGAGGAUGAGGCUACCCCUGCUGAGGAAGCUCCUCCGGCCGCGCCAGACAUUUCAGACCCCCUGGAUGGCGACGGCUUCUUCAGCUCCUGGAACAUCGGUAAGAAGGACAAGAAGAAGAAGGGAGCCGACGCCGAAGGCGCUUCUAUGAAGCCCGAUGCGAUUGAGGAACCUACAGAUGACAUCUGGGGAACCUCCUCUUCCAAGAAGAAAAAGGACAAAUCCAAGAAUGAGCCCAUUGAAGUCGUGGACGAGGAGGCCGACGCGGAUUUCGUACAGCCGGAUUCCGUCGAGGAGACCAAAGACAAAGGCGACGACGAUGACUGGGCCGCCUGGGGAUCCUCCAAGAAGAAGUCUAAGAACCGUAAGGACAUACUUGCCGACCCUCCACCAGAAGCUCCCACACCUCCCUCAUUGGAUAUGGCUGAGCCUGAAGCAGAACCAGAACCUGAGAAAGAAAAAUCCAGCUUUUGGGGAGACAUGACCUCUUCCAAGUCCAAAUCCAAGGAUAAGGACAAGGAAAGGGAGAAGGAGAAGUCCAAGAAAGAGCCCAAGCUGAGCGAGAAGGAGCUCAAGAAGCUCGAGAAAGAAAAGAAGAAGGCAGAGAAGGAAGAGGCAGCGCGAAAAGCACAGGAGGAGGAGGACGCAGCUGCCGCCGCUGCUGAGGAAGCCGCCAAAAAAGAGGAGGAACGCCUUGCCCGGGAAGCAGAGGAAUCGGCAGCAGCCGAGGCCGCUGAGGCGGCGGAGAAGGCGCGAAUCGAGGAGGAGGAAGCUGCAAGAAUUGCGGAAGAGGAGGAGCAGUUCGCUGCCUUGGAGGCCAAGAAGCUCAAAAAGGGCAAGUUGACCAAGAAGGAUCAGGGUAUAUACGACACACUCAAGGCUUCUAUUGACGAACGCGUCGCUGUAACCCAAGCUGCUGCGGAUUCCGAAGCCGCCGAAGCCGCUGCCGCUGCUGAAGCUGAGGAAGCCGCUCGGGUCGAAGAGGAAGAGCGACUGGCCAAGGAGGCCGAAGAAGCUGCUGCUAAGGAAGCCGAGGAGCAGGCGGUGCGUGAGCGUGAGGAAGCUGAAGCGGCCGAAAAGAAGGCGAAGAAAAGCUCCAAAACCGAGAAAGAUUCCAAGUCCAAAUCGAAAUUGAAAGACAAGGAGAAGGAAAAGGAGAGGGAGAAGAAGGAGAAGAAGGAGAAGAAAGACAAAAAAAGCAAAGACAAGGACAAGGAGAAGGACUCGGAGCCGGAGCCGGAGCCGGAACCGGCGCCAGCUGAGGACGUUGACAAGGAGGAUGAGCUGGCCGAUAUCGAGCUGACCGAGGACCAAAUCGAAGAGCUCCUGGCUGAUCCUGAGCCUGCUGAAGCUGCUCCUCCUCCGCCACCCCUGGCGCCUGAACCCAAGCCAUCCAACGAUGCGUUUAGUUUCUGGGGCGUUGGCACUAAGAAACCUAAGAAAGGUCUAGAAGGUGCGAAUCUCGGCUGGAAUGACACGACUACCUCAUCCGCCAUAAACAACGAAGCCCCGACCUGGAUGCAAUCGUCUACGGCUCGUAAGGGCAAAGGAACCAAGAUUACUGACAGAUUAAAAGCUUUUGAGUCGAUCCCGCCGCCAGAAGACGAACCCGAGCCUGUUGUAGAGGAACCUGCUCCUGAGGAGCCAGCACCAGAAGAGGCGACCCCGGAGGACCCUCCGCCCGAGGACCCGGAACCCUCACCACCACCGCCUCCUCCUCCUCCAGUCGCCUUGACGAAGGAGGAGAGGAAGCGGCUGAAGAAGGAGAAGAAGCGUGCCGAAGCUGCACCCGCGCCACCGCCACCGCCACCGCCUGUUGUUGAGGAGCCACAGUUAGUCGACGUUGAAGAACCAGCUGACGAGAACAAGCCUUCGGAGCCACCCGGAGCUUUCCCUAUCGAAGAGGAUGAGAACGAGAUCAUCGAAGUGAUUGAAAUGCCAGUGGAGAAGAAGAAGAAGAAGAAGAGUAAGAAGAAUAGAGACAGGGAUAUUUUCGCUGAGGAAGUCCCUCCUCCACCAGCUCCACCACCUCCUCCGGCCGUCCCUGAAGCUCCUGAAGCCCCUGCGCCUGAAGAAGAACCUGCCGCCGAGGAAGAGCCUAUGUCGCCUCCACCUGAGCCGAAGUCAAGCAAGAAGGACCGGGCUAAGAUCAACCGGGAGGGUUCCUCGUGGGGCAUGUGGUCGGCUUCACCUCGCGAGAAGGAGAGAGACCGCGACCGCGAUCGCGACCGCGAUCGCGACAGAGAGCGGAAGUCCAAGUCAAAAUCUGAGAGACGUGAAAGGAAACACACAUACGUCGACAAGGAGGAAGUGAAGACUUCAUCCAAAGGCUCAAGCUCCGGCAAGGGCGACCAUACCGAGAAAGGCGUUGACACACCAGCACCGGCUCGGCCGAAACUCAUGUCCAUGUUCAGCACCCCGCCCAUUUCCCGGACAACAUCUACCCGGGACCGACGACAUCGGCCGUCUCGUCGCCAUUCGGUCGACGCUACUGGAUUGGUGUCCCCACCUCCAGAGGAUGCGCCUCCAAUGUCUUCCAAAGCCGCCAAAGUCCUCGGUGUCGACAAGUCCAGCAGCAGACACCGCAAGCGUGAUCGUAUUGUGGAUGAAGACAUCGUCAUGGUCGGUGCCAAUGGAGAUGGCGAGGACGUCAGCCCUCCCAAGUCAUCACGUCGACGAUCCAGAUACGCCAAAGACGACGACCUUGUUAUGGUGGACCCCGACGGCCCUUCUGAGCCACCCCCCAUGAAACGAUCCAGCUCAAGUGCCAAAAAGGGCCUGGGGGGCUUGUUCAGUGGUCUCAGAACACCAAAGACAGAGCGUCCGGACCCGUUGCGAAGACGACAUACCUAUGCGACCGAUGAUGAGACCAGACGCGAACGCCGUCAACGGUCUUCUGCCGAUGCGGACGAGGCAGAUCCGGCAGCAAUGACUGAUAUGGACCAAGAGGCUCGUCGCGCUGCCCGUCGUGCUCGUCGUGCAGCCAGGGAUGCCGAAGCUGAGCCUGAAAUUGCCGAGCCGGAUCCCGAAGAGGCACGUCGUGCCGCCAAGGAAGAGGCCAGGCGCGAGCGCCGCCGCAGGAGGGAAGAGGAGGAUGCCGAAGGACGGAGGCAACAGGAUAAGGAGCUAAAGCGUGCAGAACGGCGCGCGGCUCGCUCACGCGGACACCGUGACCAACGCGAUGAAGAGGAACGGAGAAUGGCCGAGGAUAGAGAAGCCGAGCGCGUCGAACGGCGAAGAGUUCGAAAAGAGCGUGAAGCCGCCGCUGCGGCGGAGGCUGACGCGGAGGCUAGACGCGCAGCUCGGGAAGAACGCCGACGAGCGCGCGAGGCCCGCGAUCGUGAUGCGGCGCCCAUCGACGAAGAGGAAGUCCGUAGGGCCAGGAAAGAAGCAAGGCGUGCUGCGCGUACCGCAGCCGAAGCGACCGAUGCGGAAGAGAUGUACCACCGUAGCAGCCGAAGACACCGUGAGUCGGGGGAUGAGGUCAUGCACUCAUCGCGACACCGGUACAGACGCAAUGAAGAGUCUAAGCCGGCGUGGCCCCACUCCGGAACUUCAUCCUGGGUUAAGGAGCACACCGAUGCCGGCCCGCCUCCGGAUGACGGGGGACAACAGACAGACGCCAUCCCACAGACCGAGGAUGAGGCUCGCCGCGAGCGCCGCGAGCGCCGUCGUAAGGCCAGGUACGAGGACGGCACCGCUGAUGAAGCCGACGACCGCCGCCGCAGAGCCCGGCGCGAGGAGCGUGAGCGUCGGUACGGUGGCAGUGGAGGCGGCGGCGGCGGCGUCGGCGGCGGCGGCUCCGAAGGGAGCGACGAGCGACGUCGGCAGGCCAUGUUCUCCGACACGACGGCGACGCCGCGGAGUAGCUGGUGGAGGAAGCUGACUGGCUGA
Molecule: messenger RNA, 6591 nt
Organism: Colletotrichum orchidophilum
Lineage: Eukaryota; Fungi; Ascomycota; Sordariomycetes; Glomerellales; Glomerellaceae
Exons: 3
Coding region: 1-6591 (2196 amino acids)
Source: RefSeq, a predicted model, not a curated record